AUGUCGGAUUGGCCGAGCGUACAGUUAUUCCUUUAUUCAUUGUCCAUUUUUCCUUUUUCUUUCUUAAGGGGAAGUCCUGACAUUGUAUCUAAAGAGCAACCAAGGCCUCCAAGACCAUCUCCAAAAGAGGCCCAGAUAGCUGCUGCUUCAGCGGCAAUGGCAAGAGUUGAGUCUAUGCAAGAAAAAGGCAGGUCGCAGUCCAAGAAUGUUGAUAAGAUACAUGCAAAUGAGCAUCUGCCCCAACUCUUACUUCUCAGGUAUCUCAAUAAUAUUAUUGAAAAUCCAAAUGAGGAGAAGUAUUGUGCUGUUAGAAUCUCCAACAAAAUUUUUCAGGAAAAAAUUAACUGUUUAGAAGGAUCACUUGAAUUUUUUGAGGCAGUUGGAUUUGAGAAGAAGACACUACCUUUGCCUGGACAAGAUGUGGAAGAUGAAUUCUAUGUACUGAGCAGUGAAGCAUUAAAAAAUCUGAACGACUUGCAAGGGUACCGGGAUUCAUUGUUAAGUGGAAAGCCUAUUCGAGCCACUCUCGAGAGGCAGCCUAGAAUCUUUGCACCAUCACUUCAAGCUACCAGAUUUUCUUUAACUGAUGAUUUCUACAACCUAACAGUACAGGAGAUCAAACAACAGCACCAACUAAGGAAAGAGAAGCUGGAGCAAGAAUCAGUACUCCAAACUAAAGCAAUGCGAGGGAGGGAGGAAAAGCUUAAAAUGAAGAAGUAUAAGUAUACCGUUCUGAGAGUCAGAUUUCCAGAUGGGUAUUUACUACAAGGCACAUUCCAUGCUCAGGAAUGGUUAUCCACUUUGUUUGAUUUUGUGUGCCAACAUCUGCAGAAUAACUGGCUCCCUUAUGAUCUCCUUGGUCCCUGUGGCCAGAAGUUAGAAAAUAAACAAAUAACAUUCCUUGACUGUGGUUUGGUUCCAUCUGCAUUACUAACCUUUUGCUGGGAUGUAGACGUUUUGGCUGAUGUGGAGGCUACAACGGGACAUAAAGCUAAGAGUGCUCUAAAAGAAGAGCUUAUUUCCAUUGCAGAGAUUCUUGAUUAGAUCUGCUUAAUCCAUUAUCUGUUAUGGUUUUUCUAUGUAAUCAAAGAAA
Nanorana parkeri is the source of this 1093-nucleotide messenger RNA. Its product is annotated as UBX domain-containing protein 6-like. The transcript is spliced from 10 exons. The coding region runs from base 1 to 1044 and encodes 347 amino acids. Gene Ontology annotation, molecular function: protein binding. Lineage: Eukaryota; Metazoa; Chordata; Amphibia; Anura; Dicroglossidae. The record is from RefSeq and is a predicted model, not a curated record. Gene Ontology annotation, cellular component: cytoplasm.